UUGAUCCGCUCCUAUAAAAUGCAGGGAUGGCAGAGACUCGGUGUGGAAAUGCUUCUUCUGCAGUGAGCCGCCAAACCAUCUACACUCACCUUCUCCUUACAGUUCACCCUCAGCACCUUCACCUUCACUCAGCCAUGGGAGUUGCCUACAGCGUUGGAGAGGUUGACCACCUCUACACAUUCUUUGUGCAGUGGUCACCAGAAAUCUACACCAAAGACAAAAAGAAGCCAUGCAAGCCCCACUACCUGAUUAGAGAGAAACAUCAGAAGCGCUAUCUGGUAGUGGAGAAGGAUGUGGCUGUGAUCAACAAACUGCUCCACAAUCCCGUAAACCCCUCUGCUAAAAACUGGGAGAUCAUCACAGUGAAGGACUCCAAGCGCCGCCUGAGCCUGUGUAGUUCAGAGGACUCUGAGGCGGAGGAGCCGGAGUACCAGGAAGAGGUUGACGAUGUCCUCCCUGUCCUGAGUGACCAAAGCCAGCUCCUUGAUGACCACCAUCUAGAGAAACUUGCUGCUCACAUGCCCGCAAGAACCCAGGGCUAUCCCUGGCAACUGGUCUACAGCACGGCCAUCCACGGGAGCAGCCUGAAGACCCUGUACAGGAACAUGGCUGAGCUGGACAGCCCUGUGCUGCUGGUCAUCAAAGACAUGCACAAAAAGAUGUUUGGGGCAUUUUGUUCUGAUCCAUUCAAAGUCAGUAAAUACUGCUACGGCACAGGAGAAACCUUCCUGUUCAGCUUCAACCCUGACUUCCAGGCAUACAGGUGGAGCGGAGAAAACUCCUACUUUGCAAGCGGCACCCUGGAUUCUCUGCAGAUUGGUGGAGGAGGGGGUAACUUUGGCCUGUGGCUGGAUGCUGAUCUGUACCAUGGUGCCAGCUUUUCCUGUCCCACCUUCCACAACGCGCCGCUGUCCACGCACGAAGACUUCAUCGUACAAGACCUCGAAGUCUGGACUGUGCGGUACUGACUGUGAACGUCUGAAAAGAUGAGACAGAACAGUAGAACCUGCUGUUCUGUCUAAAUGUUUCUAAACGUCAGAGGAAUAUGCGUCGUAGUAGCCACUACUGUACAUAUCCCGACUGAGCAGUUGCUGUCACCCGUGCACUUGGCUCAGAUUGCCUCACGCACAUUGUGAAGCCCGUUGGAGUGGUUCUGCUAAGGACCGGUGGCAAGGCGAAGUCCUGCUGCUUUAAACUACUGGCUGUUCAUCAGCAGCUCUGCUCUAAGCCCAGUAAGUUACUGGCAACUGAAGAUUUAAGCCCUCCGUGCCCUAUUUUGAUUCUGGAGAGCAUUAGAAUACAAAGUUCACACACUGCAGAAUGAAAUGUUUGCGACGACUGUGACACAACUGUGUGCGCACAUAAAGAAAAAAUAGUUUUCUUAUGUUCAACAGACAGGCAUAUUUAUAAAGAGUAUGACUUUUGUGUGUUUACAGUAGGCCUCCGUAUGUGAAUGUGUUCUCAAGUUAAAUUACUUAUGUCACGGUAAAAAAACACUGUAAUAUGAUGGGACCCGAAACCACCCAUCAGAACUCUUACUGUACAUGAGGUUUGAUUUUGAUGUUCUACAUUUGAAAACAAUUGAAACACACCAGCAGAUGUAGACCUCACCAGUGAGUCAACUAGUUACACAUACUGAGAAGUGUGCUGGUUGCAGAGGAAGCAACCUCAGUGGGUACCGGGCACUUCUUUUGUUAUUUGCCGCAUGCCCAUCUGGUUGGAAUGGAUCAUAUUUUCUUGUUUUUUUUGUUUUUUUUUUAUUUACAUAUUUAAGUACAUCUCUAAAGAAAAUGUAAAUAUGAAACCAAAGCAAAUUUCCAUCUUUGACUGUGUGUAAAUAUGAUUCUGCCACGCGGCGCUGGCGCUGCCAUUGUUGGAAAAAACAAGAACAAAACAUUAAAAGUUUGUCUUUUCUGUUCAAAA
Molecule: messenger RNA, 1923 nt
Organism: Mugil cephalus (flathead mullet)
Lineage: Eukaryota; Metazoa; Chordata; Actinopteri; Mugiliformes; Mugilidae
Gene: ncoa7a
Product: nuclear receptor coactivator 7
Exons: 7
Coding region: 27-968 (313 amino acids)
Biological process (GO): regulation of transcription by RNA polymerase II; response to oxidative stress
Cellular component (GO): nucleus
Source: RefSeq, a predicted model, not a curated record